Molecule: messenger RNA, 937 nt
Organism: Ictalurus furcatus (blue catfish)
Lineage: Eukaryota; Metazoa; Chordata; Actinopteri; Siluriformes; Ictaluridae
Gene: gltpa
Product: glycolipid transfer protein a
Exons: 5
Coding region: 265-894 (209 amino acids)
Biological process (GO): intermembrane lipid transfer; ceramide transport
Cellular component (GO): membrane; cytoplasm; cytosol
Molecular function (GO): ceramide 1-phosphate binding; ceramide 1-phosphate transfer activity
Source: RefSeq, a predicted model, not a curated record
UGGCUCUCCAGUUCUAUACCUGUUCAAUAAAAGCUGCUGCGGUCUGAAACAAUCGCUGAGCUUCCAGUCGCUGCUGCAGUCGUUUAUUCGGUUAAAUACAGAAGGCAGUCGAAUAAUCGGCGCUCGGAGGUAGCGCGAGCUCUGUGUUUUUUAUUAGUUUUUUUUUUUUUAAUAAUAGCGUCUUAAAAAAAAAAAGGGCAAACAAACAAAAAAACAGAUUUUCCUGUGGCAGUUUGUGUUUUCUUUCUCCCCCCCUCAGCCGUCAUGGCUCUUCUGAUGGAGCACCAGUUCAAGCAGCUCCCAGCGGACAGACAGGUGGAAACACGGCCCUUCCUCGAGGCGGUCUCCUACCUGCCGCCCUUCUUCGACUGUCUCGGCUCCACUGUUUUUGCCCCCAUUAAGGCCGACAUCGCUGGGAACAUAACCAAAAUCAAGGCAGUGUACGACAGCAACCCGAGUCGAUUUAAGACACUGCAGCAGAUCCUGGAGGCUGAGAAGGAGAUGUACACGGCCGAGUGGCCCAGAGUAGGAGCUACACUCUCCCUCAUGUGGCUCAAAAGGGGUCUGCGCUUCAUUCAGGUCCUCCUGCAGAGUUUAGUGGACGGUGAGAAGGAUGAGAACAACCCCAACCUGAUCCGAGUGAACAUCACUAAAGCCUAUGAGAUCUCGCUGAGAAAAUACCACAGCUGGUUCGUGCAAAAACUCUUCAAAGCGGCGAUGUAUGCUGCACCGUAUAAGUCGGACUUCCUGAAGGCGCUAUCUAAAGGGCGGGAGGUUAAAGAGGAGGACUGCCUGGACAAAGUGCGCCAGUUUCUUAUCAACUUCACCGCCACCAUCGACGCCAUCUACGAGAUGUACACCAAGAUGAACGCCGAGCUCGAGUACAAAGCCUGAGCUGUGGUUCUGCCUUCUGAUCGGCUCUCAUCAGACCGAUCUG